GCUGAUGCUACAACAACUUUUGCUGAUGCUACAACGGCUGAUGUUACAACAACAGUAGCUGACACAACUACAGUGGCUGACGCAACUACGGCAGAUACUACAGCAGCUGAUGCUACAACUACAGUGGCUGACACAACUACAGCUGAUGCUACAACAACAGUUGCUGAUGCAACAACGGCUGAUGUUACAACAACAGUAGCUGACACAACUACAGUGGCUGACGCAACUAUGGCAGAUACUACAGCAGCUGAUGCUACAACUACAGUGGCUGACACAACUACAGCUGAUGCUACAACAACAGUUGCUGAUGCAACAACGGCUGGUGUUACAACAACAGUAGCUGACACAACUACAGUGGCUGACGCAACUACGGCAGAUACUACAGCAGCUGAUGCUACAACAACAGAGGCUGACACAUUUUCAGGUGAUGCUACAACAACAGUUGCUGAUGCAACAACGGCUGAUGUUACAACAACAGUAGCUGGCACAACUACAGUGGCUGACGCAACUACGGCAGAUACUACAGCAGCUGAUGCUACAACUACAGUGGCUGACACAACAAUAGCUGAUGCUACAACAACUUUUGCUGAUGCUACAACGGCUGAUGUUACAACAACAGUAGCUGACACAACUACAGUGGCUGACGCAACUACGGCAGAUACUACAGCAGCUGAUGCUACAACUACAGUGGCUGACACAACUACAGCUGAUGCUACAACAACAGUUGCUGAUGCAAAAACGGCUGAUGUUACAACAACAGUAGCUGACACAACUACAGUGGCUGACGCAACUACGGCAGAUACUACAGCAGCUGAUGCUACAACUACAGUGGCUGACACAACUACAGCUGAUGCUACAACAACAGUUGCUGAUGCAACAACGGCUGAUGUUACAACAACAGUAGCUGGCACAACUACAGUGGCUGACGCAACUACGGCAGAUACUACAGCAGCUGAUGCUACAACUACAGUGACUGACACAACAACAGCUGAUGCUACAACAACUUUUGCUGAUGCUACAACGGCUGAUGUUACAACAACAGUAGCUGACACAACUACAGUGGCUGACGCAACUACGGCAGAUACUACAGCAGCUGAUGCUUCAACUACAGUGGCUGACACAACUACAGCUGAUGCUACAACAACAGUUGCUGAUGCAACAACGGCUGAUGUUACAACAACAGUAGCUGGCACAACUACAGUGGCUGACGCAACUACGGCAGAUACUACAGCAGCUGAUGCUACAACAACAGAGGCUGACACAUUUUCAGGUGAUGCUACAACAACAGUUGCUGAUGCAACAACGGCUGAUGUUACAACAACAGUAGCUGACACAACUACAGUGGCUGACGCAACUACGGCAGAUACUACAGCAGCUGAUGCUACAACUACAGUGGCUGACACAACUACAGCUGAUGCUACAACAACAGUUCCUGAUGCAACAACGGCUGAUGUUACAACAACAGUAGCUGACACAACUACAGUGGCUGACGCAACUACGGCAGAUACAACAGCAGCUGAUGCUACAACAACAGAGGCUGACACAUUUUCAGGUGAUGCUACAACAACAGUUGCUGAUGCAACAACGGCUGAUGUUACAACAACAGUAGCUGACACAACUACAGUGGCUGAUGCAACUACGGCAGAUACUACAGCAGCUGAUGCUACAACUACAGUGGCUGACACAACUACAGCUGAUGCUACAACAACAGUUGCUGAUGCAACAACGGCUGAUGUUACAACAACAGUAGCUGACACAACUACAGUGGCUGACGCAACUACGGCAGAUACUACAGCAGCUGAUGCUACAACUACAGUGGCUGACACAACUACAGCUGAUGCUACAACAACAGUUGCUGAUGCAACAACGGCUGAUGCUACAACAACAGUAGCUGACACAACUACAGUGGCUGACGCAACUACAGCUGAUGCUACAACAACAGUUGCUGAUGCAACAACGGCUGAUGUUACAACAACAGUAGCUGACACAACUACAGUGGCUGACGCAACUACGGCAGAUACUACAGCAGCUGAUGCUACAAGUACAGUGGCUGACACAACUACAGCUGAUGCUACAACAACGGUUGCUGAUGCAACAACGGCUGAUGUUACAACAACAGUUGCUCACACAACUACAGUGGCUGACCUAACUUCGGCAGAUACUACAGCAGCUGAUACCACAAGUACAGUGGCAGACACAUCUACAGCUGAUGCUACAACAACAGGUGCUGAUGCAACAACAGCUGAUGUUACAACAACAGUAGCUGACACAACUACUGUGGCUUACGCAACUACGGCAGAUACUACAGCAGCUGAUGCUACAAGUACAGUGGCUGACACAACUACAGCUGAUGCUACAACAACAGUUGCUGAUGCAACAACGGCUGAUGUUACAACAGCAGUUGCUGACACAACUACAGUGGCUGACGCAAUGACGGCAGAUACUACAGCAGCUGAUGCUACAAGUACAGUGGCUGACACAACUACAGCUGAUGCUACAACAACAGUUGCUGAUGCAACAACGGCUGAUGUUACAACAACAGUAGCUGACACAACUACAGUGGCUGACGCAACUACGGCAGAUACUACAGCAGCUGAUGCUACAACUACAGUGGCUGACACAACUGCAGCUGAUGCUACAACAACAGUUGCUGAUGCAACAACGGCUGAUGUUACAACAGCAGUUGCUGACACAACUACAGUGGCUGACGCAACUACGGCAGAUUCUACAGCAGCUGAUGCUACAAGUACAGUGGCUGACACAACUACAGCUGAUGCUACAACAACAGUUGCUGAUGCAACAACGGCUGAUGUUACAACAACAGUAGCUGACACAACUACAGUGGCUGACGCAACUACGGCAGAUACUACAGCAGCUGAUGCUACAACUACAGUGGCUGACACAACUGCACCUGAUGCUACAACAACAGUUGCUGAUGCAACAACGGC
Molecule: messenger RNA, 2948 nt
Organism: Owenia fusiformis
Lineage: Eukaryota; Metazoa; Annelida; Polychaeta; Sabellida; Oweniidae
Source: the annotation of a GenBank genome assembly